Molecule: messenger RNA, 1533 nt
Organism: Conger conger (European conger)
Lineage: Eukaryota; Metazoa; Chordata; Actinopteri; Anguilliformes; Congridae
Gene: ap4s1
Product: adaptor related protein complex 4 subunit sigma 1
Exons: 6
Coding region: 962-1396 (144 amino acids)
Biological process (GO): vesicle-mediated transport; protein transport
Cellular component (GO): intracellular membrane-bounded organelle
Source: RefSeq, a predicted model, not a curated record
UGGCAGUCAACAAUUCUCUCGUUGCAAAAUACAAAGUACUAAAACAUACAAAGCAGUUAACGUUAGCUAGCUAGCUCGAUUUGGGAAUUACGAAUUGUAGGCAAUUGAAGACGGUGAUGGUUGUUCCUUUGUUUACGACCCUUUUCGACACGGAUAUACACUUUAUUUAAGGCAUGCUUUCUGCUUCCACAAGUGACGUUCUCGCAAAGAAAUGCUAAACGCAUGCAAGAUACGAUCAACAGCCAACUAAGAUAGCUAACGUUACGCAAAUAAGUAAACCAAUUUACUAGCAAAACUGGUGAAAGCGCGUGCGUUCGGACAAAAUUGCGCAAACCAAAUUCAGCCAAACAGAAUAGCCACAUUAGCUAAUAAAUGUCACAGCUUUCCGAAUAAGACCAACAUCGAAUGGGGAGAUCGGGUGCGGUCGGUCAUGUAAACUGUCGCUACAAAUGUAACACAUACUACUGCUAGCCAUCACGUUAGCGAUCUUUGUGGAAAUGAAUGAUAGCUUUAGCUGCUUUAGCUAGUUAGCCAACUAGCCUAGGUCACUUUAUUCAACAUUUCAAAUAACAUUUACGUAGAUGCUAGGGGCACUACUGUUCAAAGUAAAGCGUAGUAACUCAACAAGAAUCUCACACGUUUAAGGUGAAACGGCAUUUCUCCGUUAGCCAAGUUACGUGAAACACCAAAUGGUAACGUUGGCCGGCCAAUGCUACGCUACCUCUCGGUAGUAGACUACUGUUAGCGAACUCAAAGGGUAUCCAGGCCGUCGCCAUAUUUGACCCAACCAAAAUGGCAGCCCAGUAGAAUAACCAACACAAAGCUAGCUAACCAGGCUCAUAUUUAUCAGUUUUUCUAGAAUACUUCUAUCGGUCGAUGAGAGAACCAAAUUACUGGGAAGACUGGCUACCUAAGAUCGACCACGCUGCCGGAACACACAGGAGCCCUGUGUCCGAAAACCAUGAUCAAGUUCCUGCUGAUGGCCAACAAGCAGGGCCAGAUCCGUCUGGCCAAGUAUUACGAGCAUGUGGACAUUGCCAAGAGGGCAUCGCUGGAAGCUGACAUUGUGAAAAGUUGCCUGUCUCGCAGGAAAGAAGAGUGCUCUUUUGUAGAAUACAAGGACUACAAGCUGGUCUACCGGCAGUAUGCAGGGAUAUACGUCAUAGUCGGAGUCAAUGAGACAGAGAAUGAACUUGCCAUCUUUGAGCUGGUGCAUAACUUUGUGGAGGUGCUGGACAAGUACUUCAGCCGUGUGAGUGAGUUGGACAUCAUGUUCAAUCUGGAUAAAGUGCACAUUAUCUUGGAUGAGAUGAUCCUGAACGGGCACCUAGUGGAGACCAACAAAUGCAGAAUUCUGGCCCCCCUGCUGGUCCUGGAUAAGAUGGCAGAGAGCUGAUCGAUGGGAACAGCCAGAGAUGACAGGAACAAUUCAAAUUCUAUCAAUCAAUCCUUUUUUUAUCGAUUGAAAUUCUACAUUCCCACCGUACUGUAUUAAAAAACUUUGCAUUUAUCAAUAAAAUAAAUUGCUGCAUA